Molecule: messenger RNA, 492 nt
Organism: Lolium rigidum
Lineage: Eukaryota; Viridiplantae; Streptophyta; Magnoliopsida; Poales; Poaceae
Exons: 2
Coding region: 59-451 (130 amino acids)
Source: RefSeq, a predicted model, not a curated record
GUUUUGAUUAUUGUGCAGCAAUUGGACAUAUGACAAGGGGGUUCGCCAGCCGUCGAGCAUGAUUGGAGCUCUUAUUAGGCAGUAUUGGCCGGGCUUUUACACUCCGGUCCUCGGCGGCGAGAGGAAGCUAGCCGAGACUUGGGCGGACUAUGAGGCAGCUCCUUGCCCGGGCUUUGGGACAGCUGCUGACGCCGUGUACACCAAGUUUUGGACCCAUUAUAAGGUGCCUGAUGAUAUGGUUGAGCAAGGGAAGGCGGUACUGACUAGGGCUUGUCAGAGGUUGACAAGGCAACAGUGGUACAAUCAGAAGCAUACCUGCAUCGGGCACUUCAAGGCUGAGCAGGGCAUUAGGGUCAAGAAAGCUGACAAUAUCAGGGACGAUCCUCAGCUGACGAAGGAAGAUUACUUGAGGGUAAGUAAAUAUUCAAUGAGACUCUAUGUUGCUGCAUAGUUGGGAUUGCAUUAUGUGUUCUUCAAAUGAGUUUUGGUUUU